ACUGGAAGGGAGGAGGGGAGAGGCUCCGGGCUGUGCCACGGUGUGUGGGUUUCUUUACACUCCCUGGCAGGCUGGGUGCGGGCUCCCUCUCCAGCCCGCUCGCCUUGGAAAGUGGGUUACGGAGGGAAGGAGCUCAGCGCAGACACUGGCAAAAGAGCAUCCAGCCCCAGGCGGACCAGAGGAGAGCAUUUUCCUUUUGCAGGCUUCCCAUCACCUUUUCUGGAGGGUUUUAUGUCUGUACUCUCCUCCGCUGUAAACGGUGUUCCUCUGACUCCCCUCGCCCCCAUGCUUGGGUUCUGUGCGGGCCCUGUUAAGUCUUAGAGGGAAAAGAGACUGAGCGAGGGGGAGAGAGGCGAAGUGGGAAGGACCGCACAGUGGCGAGCGCCUCCGCCGCGUGCUGAUGCCAACCCUCCGUGUGUGAAUCUCCCCGGCGGGAGCCGCGCGCGCACCGGCCAGAGCACGGCGGACCUGCACCUCGGCGUGGCCACCAUGGUCGCCAGAGCUCAGCCCGAUCGGAAACAGUUGCCGCUGGUCCUACUGAGAUUGCUCUGCCUUCUUCCCACAGGACUGCCUGUUCGCAGCGUGGACUUUAACCGAGGCACGGAUAACAUCACCGUGAGGCAGGGGGACACGGCCAUCCUCAGGUGCGUCGUAGAAGACAAGAACUCAAAGGUAGCCUGGUUGAACCGUUCUGGCAUCAUUUUUGCUGGGCAUGACAAGUGGUCUCUGGACCCCCGGGUUGAGCUGGAGAAACGCCAUUCUCUGGAAUACAGCCUCCGAAUCCAGAAGGUGGAUGUCUAUGAUGAAGGUUCCUACACUUGCUCGGUUCAGACACAGCAUGAACCCAAGACCUCUCAAGUUUACUUGAUUGUGCAAGUUCCACCAAAGAUCUCUAACAUCUCGUCGGAUGUCACUGUGAAUGAGGGCAGCAAUGUGACCUUGGUCUGCAUGGCCAAUGGCCGUCCUGAACCUGUUAUCACCUGGAGACACCUUACACCAACUGGAAGAGAAUUUGAAGGAGAAGAAGAAUAUCUGGAGAUCCUCGGCAUCACCAGGGAGCAGUCUGGCAAAUACGAGUGUAAAGCUGCCAAUGAGGUCUCCUCGGCGGAUGUCAAACAAGUCAAGGUCACUGUGAACUAUCCUCCCACUAUCACAGAAUCCAAGAGCAACGAAGCCACCACAGGGCGAAAAGCUUCACUAAAAUGUGAGGCCUCAGCAGUGCCUGCUCCUGACUUUGAGUGGUACCGGGAUGACACCAGGAUAAAUAGUGCCAAUGGCCUUGAGAUUAAGAGCACGGAGGGCCAGUCCUCCCUGACAGUGACCAACGUCACCGAGGAGCAUUAUGGAAACUAUACCUGUGUGGCUGCCAACAACCUGGGUGUCACCAACGCCAGCCUAGUCCUUUUCAAGCGUGUUUUACCCACAAUCCCCCACCCCAUUCAAGAAAUUGGCACCACCGUGCACUUCAAGCAAAAAGGACCUGGGUCGGUGAGAGGAAUAAAUGGAUCCAUCAGUCUGGCCGUACCACUGUGGCUGCUGGCAGCAUCUCUACUCUGCCUUCUCAGCAAAUGUUAAUAGAAUAAAAAUUUAAAAAUAAUUUUAAAAAACACACAAAAAUGCGUCACACAGGAUACAGAGAGAGAGCCAGCAAGAUGGGGGGAGACCGUUUAUUUCACAACUUUGUGUGUUUAUAAAUGAAGGGGAAACUAAGAAAACGAAGAAGCAAAUACAACAUUUAAAACAAUUCUGAAGUCCAUCAAUUCAAAUCUGAGUAUAAUUCAGGGCGGGAAAAGUUCUGCCAGGAUACAUGUCUAUCUAAGCAAACGUAUGCUGUCUAAAGACUCCAUCAUGCUAAGAAUGUCCAGAUGUUGUAAAAAUAAGACAAGUGAAGAAGUCCAAGAUGGAUAUUAACCCACACACACACUUUAUCCUUCCUUCAUCCUUUUCAUCUGUGGGGGAAGAAAAAAAUAAGGUCUUGCCUUUGGCGUUUCUAUUUCCAUCAUCUCUUUAUUCUGUUGUUCAUUUGAGCUGACUCAUAGCCAUUUCAGACUCUUGGUGGAAUCCACGCUGGAGUCCUGUGUUGAGCCUUUAUCUGGCUUCCCUGCCUCCAUGAUCUCUCUAGCUUUUAAGGCCAUCUCCAAGGCCUCCAGUGUGUUCUAUCUCCCUCACAUCCAUCCCAGAUACUCCCUUUUUAUCCUUACCACCUAUCCCAACCUCCAUCGCUUUUCACUCCCACCACCCCUGCCACCCCUGAGCACUAGCCAUGCCACAAACGCUAGGAAGUGCCAUUUUAAUUUUCUCCACUGUGCACGCGUGCUCAAGUCUCGCUCUCACGUGGGUAUACAUGUGUGUGAGUGUGUGUGUCUCUCUCUAAAGCAUGCCAAGGAAAUGGUCCAUGUGUACAUAGAUUCAUUGUGCUAUAGAUACUGUCCCCCAUUGUAAUUGUGAGAUGCGGCCGUGACAAGUUGCUGGGGGACAUGGUGGGGAAGGAGGCAAGGAGCAGUCCUUCCCCCUGUCCAUGGUCGUCACAUGACAUCAGUGUGUAUUCAAACCACUGUGCCCCUCCUAAGGGCAGAACCUCAUAUUUCUCCUAGUCCAAUCAUCAGAACCCAGUCAAGAGUCACUCAGAAUAUCACUGUAAAUGAAAGUGCCUACUACUGAUAGGGUGAGCAUAAAGCAGAAAAGAUCAGUGACGGGACGCAGUGACCUAGGAGAAGUUUCUGAUUUCACUCUUAUUUUAUGGGUCUGUAUUUCCUGGCUUUGUGCAGGCUUGUCCCUGCUCUGCUGUAGGAGUGAGUAGCAUGUGUUGAGUAAAUCCUCAGAAACAGGAAGAUCUCCAAGGGUUAACCUCAAUGACAGGAUGGGAGCCACCUGGAGAUCCUACGCAGCCCUGUUUUGCCCCUCCCUAAUCUUCACGUAACACUGUAUUUGCCCCAUGGAUUCCCCUGAGCAGAGAUUGCUUCCUGUUUCAGAUAAAAUACAGAGAGUGAACAAAGCAGGGAAAGUAGACAGAUGCCCAGGUCCCUACUCAAAAGGUAAAGAUACUGUCAGAGCUCUAAUACAAAGCAUUGACCACAACAAUAAGGUAUCUGCUCCUCAUGCUCCUUUGCAGAUUUUUGCCCUGGUGUUCUAGGCUAAGACUUCAUUUGGUUGGCUGCAUUAUUUCCCUUCUGUCCUACUGAUGGUGUUUACAGCACCACUGUUCAUAGUACCCCAUCAUUAUCCUAGACUCGGCCUUGAGGAAUGGUAUUAUGUUCCCCCUUCCCGGCUCACUUCUGGCUUCUAGUCUCCUGAAAAAGAUACCAUGGUGUUCAAAGUCUACAAAUACAAGAGUCAUCUUGCCAUUAACACUGAAACGUAAGUUAGUCCCUUAACCAAAACAGCUGGGAAACUUGUUAUAAUUUAGGCAGGAAUUGUAGGCAUACCCCAAAGCUUGGCAUCGCCACAACACCAAAAGGAUCUUCUUAGGCUUUGCAGAGAGAGCUGGCUUUCUGUGUGUAGGUGUCUUUGUCAGGAAACCAACCAUUAUCAUCACUUAGACUGUAGGAGGCAUUGGAAGUGGCUCAGUGUGUGAAAAGAUGGAGGAUUAUUAUUGAGGUCAUAAUCGAGUGUCUUUCAGUAGAGCCGAAUAUGGUACCUCACCAAAUUUUGGAAUCAGGAAAAUAGCCGUCAUGUGAUAUCAAAAAGAAAACUUCAUAACUGCAAAUCAAAAGAGGAAGACAGGAAUGGAGGGAGGGAGAGAAGGAAUAGAAAGAAAGGGAGAGAGAAAGAAGAAAGAAGGAAGGAAGGAAGAAAAGGGAAUGAAGAUCUGAAAUUUCUCUUGAUGUUAUUAAUUGAAGGCUCUUGGCAAUGAGUCUUGCCUCUGAAGGUAGUAAUCUUGAGCAGCAUUUUUAACCUCUUCUAAGGGAUUGUAUUUGUUUUAGAAGCUUGUCACUAGCCUUCUUUUAUGAUUUUGCAGUUUAGACAUAAAAUAGAAGGACAAAUUGGGUUUGGGUAAGAGUAUUUGUGGCAGAUCCUAGCAUAGGACAGAAAUUGUUAUCCAAGAAGGUAGCUACUAAAAAUAUAGGGAAGGUAAGCUAUAUCCCUAUGUAGCAUCAAUUUUGACAAUCAAGUGUUUCUCUUAACAGUUUGGUCUUCUUAGUACAGGAAUAAAAGUUUAUCAUCCUUGAUGAUAAAUGUUCCCCAUAUAUCAAAGAGCCAACAUCCU
Molecule: messenger RNA, 4207 nt
Organism: Manis javanica (Malayan pangolin)
Lineage: Eukaryota; Metazoa; Chordata; Mammalia; Pholidota; Manidae
Gene: LSAMP
Product: limbic system associated membrane protein
Source: RefSeq, a predicted model, not a curated record